CACAUUGCUCUUCCUGAAAACUACAAUAUAAUGUGAUACUUUUGUACCCUUUAAUUUUACUGUUACAUUCCACGUUUCAAAUCGAAACAGCCAUGCAAGUAGGUAUAGCUACUCCAAGAAAGAAACACAAUGGAACAAAGGACUUUUUUACAAAACUUACUUUUGGUAAAUAAUAUUUAGCCUUGGAAAUUAAACUGUAAUGGCAUACAUGAAAUAUAAAAAAAAGAUUCAACUUUUUGUUACAACACGCAUUCUUAUCAACGAUACAAAUGGUUAUAUCAAUGUCUAUGCUGAAAAAUGAACGUUCUUAUUUUAUGGAUAAUUUUGAACCAGAAAAUGAUCUAGCGAACAUUAUAUACUCCAAAAGUUAUAUGCCAGACGACAGGGAAUUACCUAAAAUUUCUUUAAUAAAAAAAGCGGACAAUGAUGUUACUUACCUUCUUUCAAAAUUAUCAGACGAGGAACUUAUAAAAUUAUUAAAUACUCAACCGAAGAAAAAUGAAUAUGAUUUAAAUGAUUUAGUAAAAAUUGCUUUCGAUUCCAAAUCAGUAUAUGAAGAUACUUUUAAACACAAUGAAGAUCAGGUUCGACAGCAUAACAUUUUAAACGAAAACAAUAAUCAAAAUAACAAGAAGCUAAAUUUUAAAGCAAGAAUUGAAAAAGACAAUGACCCAAUAGCCGUUUUUAGAUUAGAAAAUAAAGAAGUCGAUCCGUAUGUUAAGAGUGAUGAUUCGAAUUACAUCGCUGUUAAAAAAUUAAAUAAUCUCUUAAGUAAUUAUCAAAUUAACUCAGAUAUAGAUAGCGUGGAUGACGAUAAAAAGGAAUUAUUAUUUGAUGUUCUUGUUUCACAGUUAAAAACAUUAUGUUGUAAAAAAAAGAAACCAACAAAUCUCAGUAUGAUGUACAAUAUUAUAACGAAACAUGCACAGAAAAUGACACGUGAAUAUAUAUUUCUAGUAGUGAACGAUGAAAUAAAAAAUAAUGUCAGUGAUGAGCUCAUCUCUGUGGACCCGGAUAGUCUAGAUAGAAAUAGUAGUGUAUUAUUAUUAGGACCUGUUAAAACUCCACUAACAGACAUUCAACUAAAACUUGUCAUUAAUCGUAUAUCAAAUGAAUUAUCGAAACCAGAAUAUCUUCCACUUUUGCAACAAUUAUCAGAUGGAACACUAAAUUACAAAAAUAUUAAAUUAUCGAAAAGUUUUGUAAGUGGACCAGAAACAAGAAGAUAUAUUAAACCACACAGAUGCAAUCAUCAAUCAAAGUUAGCUAAAAUUUACAGUGGACCAAAGUGGCUACUUUGCACUGGUUAUUUAAAUAUUAAUGUACCUAGCCUGUAUGAUUGAUAUGAAUAAAUAAAUAUUAUAUUUUUCCAUUAA
This is a messenger RNA of Galleria mellonella (greater wax moth), 1376 nucleotides long. RefSeq lists its product as uncharacterized. The record is from RefSeq and is a predicted model, not a curated record. The coding region runs from base 270 to 1343 and encodes 357 amino acids. Lineage: Eukaryota; Metazoa; Arthropoda; Insecta; Lepidoptera; Pyralidae. The transcript has 4 exons.